CCAGUGCUGAGAACAGGAGCAUUUGCGCAGAUAGUCUGCGCUGCCUUCACCAGACACACAGCUUUUCAGCCGGGGAACUUUGUUGUUGUUGUUGUUGUGUUUUUUUUGUCCAGCUGCCGAGCAAUCCGCCUGCAAAGUGUCUGCAAGGAGCAGGGCGACCAACCGCUGAUACCGGACUCGUGUCAGCACCAGGGAUUUACCAUGGUGAUCAAAGUGUACAUAGCAUCGUCCUCCGGAUCCACUUCGAUUAAAAAGCAGCAGCAGGAUGUGAUGGGCUUCCUAGCGGCCAAUAAGAUCGAAUUCGAGGAGUGCGACAUCGCGGCCAACGAGGACAACAGGAAGUGGAUGAGGGAGAAUGUUCCGGAGGGGUCCAGGCCGGCCACGGGGAACCCUCUCCCCCCUCAGAUAUUUAACGAAAGCAAAUAUUGCGGGAACUACGAGGCCUUCUUCGAUGCCAGAGAGGACAACGCCGUGUAUGCGUUCCUGGGUCUGACGGCUCCCCCGGGCUCAAAGGAGGCCGAGGCUCUAGCAAAGCAAGCGCAGCAGUAGCAGCUUUACACCGUUUCUACCUGAUCUGGACCCAGACGGACCUGGAGCUGAUCCAGGAAAAAAAUCAGAAGCAACAUUUCACUCUGCUUAUAAAAUAUGUUUUGAUUUACUUUUUUCAGUAUGUUUUUUUAUUAAUCUGUGUUCAGCUGUGCCUUGUCAGCUGUAGUGAAAGGAGGUGCUAAAGCAGAGCAUUAUGGGUAUCUACAAACAGCUCGGCUUCCUCCCGUUAACCUCAGCCUGCUAAGCCUAUUGGCCCUAAUGCCAUGUCAAUCAACCGUUAGCACGAAUGUGUAGCUUUAACAUCAUCACACACACACACAUGACAACAUGUACGCACUUUGAGAACUGUAACACAGAUUCGUCAUUCGGCCAACAGAACAUCAUCCAUGAAACAAUCGCCUCGUUCAUUUUUCUCGGCGGGUUUAAUUAGUCUCAUCUGUUGAAUCCUGGAAACUCUGAGUCAAAUGUUGAGCUCCUGCCAAUUACAUCAUCACCAAACCUGCUGCACCUUCUGUAAACGUUGACCUAUUACAAUCCCACUCUCUGUGUUUUUAUUUACUUUAUAUUGUCUUAAUGCUGUUUUAAUAGCAAACUGUUUUCUACGAGAUGAUAUAUGUUUAAAAAAUGAUAACACAUGCCAAAAUUACAAGUACACAGACGGAUGUGAAAUUUUUUUUUUAUUUGCUGUUUUUUUUGUUUUUAGGGGAGUUGGAUGGCUGUUUCGUUUAGCUAUAAGCAUCCUGUUUCACUUUGUGUUUGUAAUUCCUGUUUUACAUAAUCUUCCCUAAAAUAAAAAUAAAAAUAAGACUGCAAAUAAAACUGCAA
This is a messenger RNA of Centropristis striata (black sea bass), 1374 nucleotides long. It is a transcript of the gene sh3bgrl, whose product is annotated as SH3 domain binding glutamate-rich protein like. The transcript is spliced from 4 exons. The coding region runs from base 202 to 549 and encodes 115 amino acids. Lineage: Eukaryota; Metazoa; Chordata; Actinopteri; Perciformes; Serranidae. The record is from RefSeq and is a predicted model, not a curated record. Gene Ontology annotation, cellular component: cytoplasm.